AUGGCCCCAUAUGAAGCUCUUUAUAGUAGGAAGUAUCGAUCCCUUAUCCAUUGGGAUGAGGCCGGAGAGAAUAGAAUUUUGGCAUCCAUGAAGGGUGUAUUGAGAUUUGUUAAGAAUGGGAAGUUGAGACUGCGAUUUCUUGGACCUUUCAAAAUUCUUGAAAGGAUUGGUACUGUGGCUUACCGAGUUACCUUACCACCUGAACUUGCAGCAGUACAUAAUGUAUUCUAUGGUUCGAUGCUUAGAAAAUAUGUUCACAAUCCCAAUCAUGUGAUACAUCAACUCAGAAACAGAGAAGUUCCUUUUGUUAAUGUCCAAUGGCGAAAUCAUGGACUUGGUGAGUCAACUUGGGAGAAGGAAGAGGAGUUUAGAAUAGAGUAUCCAGAACUCUUCGAUUAG
Molecule: messenger RNA, 399 nt
Organism: Olea europaea var. sylvestris
Lineage: Eukaryota; Viridiplantae; Streptophyta; Magnoliopsida; Lamiales; Oleaceae
Exons: 3
Coding region: 1-399 (132 amino acids)
Source: RefSeq, a predicted model, not a curated record